This is a messenger RNA of Vidua chalybeata, 3247 nucleotides long. RefSeq names its product endothelin receptor type A (gene EDNRA). Gene Ontology annotation, molecular function: endothelin receptor activity. Gene Ontology annotation, biological process: regulation of blood pressure; enteric nervous system development; vasoconstriction. Bases 191 to 1456 code for a protein of 421 amino acids. Gene Ontology annotation, cellular component: membrane. The record is from RefSeq and is a predicted model, not a curated record. NCBI's taxonomy places the organism in Eukaryota, Metazoa, Chordata, Aves, Passeriformes, Viduidae. The transcript is spliced from 8 exons.
GGAGGAUCUGGUAAGACUAUCCCAGGAAAAGCCACUCCGAAGAAAUUCUCCGAGGCGGCGGCGGCGGCGCCGGCAGCCCCAGCAUGAGGUUUCUCUCCACAGGUGAAAAAGUGAGAAGUAUCUCACUGAAAUACUGAAGAAAAAAAGCGAAGAUCUUGUCUCACUGAAUUUGCUCACUGGGGACUUCAGGAUGGAAGCCUUGUGUUUAAGAGUUUCCUUGCUGCUGCUGCUCCCGGGAUUUGUCCUCAGUGACAGCUCUGACAGAGACGUUUCCAAUCAGAGCGACUCGGGAAAUCCCCUUUCCACCUUCUCAGGGAUCGAAUCCAGCGUUCUCCUCACCACCAUGCAGCCCCCGGUGUCCAACCAAACUGUCAAAUGUUCCCAGCAGACUAAGAUUGCCGAAACUUUCAAAUACAUUAACACCGUGGUGUCCUGUGCUAUUUUCAUCAUUGGGAUGGUUGGGAAUGCAACUUUGCUGAGGAUCAUUUACCAGAACAAGUGCAUGAGGAACGGCCCCAACGCGCUGAUAGCCAGCCUGGCACUGGGAGACCUUAUCUACAUUGUCAUUGAUAUCCCCAUCAUCGUGUACAAGCUCCUCGCUCAGAAGUGGCCUUUUGGAAAUACAGAAUUUGGACAGUUUCUUUGCAAAUUCCUUCCCUUUAUCCAGAAGGCAUCAGUGGGAAUCACAGUCCUUAACCUGUGUGCCCUUAGUGUGGACAGGUACAGAGCAGUUGCGUCCUGGAGCCGUGUUCAGGGGAUUGGAAUCCCGAUGAUCACUGCCAUUGAAAUUUUCUCCAUUUGGCUUCUGUCCUUCAUACUGGCCAUCCCAGAAGCAAUUGGCUUCGCCGUGGUACCUUUCAAAUACAAGGAUGCAAGUUAUGUUACCUGCAUGCUCAAACCUACAAACGACUUCAUGUUGUUUUACAAAGAUGCAAAGGAUUGGUGGCUGUUUGGUUUCUAUUUCUGCAUGCCGCUGGCGUGCACUGCCAUCUUUUAUACGCUAAUGACUUGUGAAAUGUUAAACAGAAGAAACAGCAACUUGAGAAUUGCUCUCAGUGAACACCUGAAGCAGCGCCGAGAAGUUGCCAAGACAGUUUUCUGUUUAGUCGUGAUUUUUGCUCUUUGCUGGUUCCCUCUCCAUCUGAGCCGGAUUUUGAAGAAAAUGGUAUACAAUGAAAAAGACCCCAGCAGAUGUGAACUGCUCAGUUUCUUGCUGCCCUUGGAUUACAUCAGCAUCAACCUGGCAACCAUGAACUCUUGUAUAAACCCCAUAGCUCUGUAUUUUGUGAGCAAGAAGUUUAAAAACUGUUUCCAGUCAUGUCUUUGCUGUUGCUGCUCCCAGUCUAAGAGUUUGGUGACUUCAGUGCCCAUGAACGGAACCAGCAUUCAGUGGAAAAACCAAGAACUAAACAAUCACAAUACAGACCGAAGCAGCCAUAAAGACAGCAUAAACUGAAAAUCAAGGACUCACACCAUUUCAGAAUGAAACAGGAAAAUAAAAGUCACUACAAAGCUAUUACAACAGGAAGCCCAGUGACUGUUCCAUAACAAAUUCAGACAUGUGCACCAUUGUACCUAAUUCUAGAGGUGACUGAGUAGAUGGAGUGAGUGUAACUGUGAUAUCCUGUGAACUGAGAUCCACUGGAUGGUAAUUCUGCCUCUGAAAAGGAUAUUGAUGUGAUUAUGACACAAAAAACCUGGCUUGAACUAUCCAGGUGGUUUUGCUGUUCUGAAGCAGGCAGGAACUGUUCAGUGUCUGUGACUGGUACAAUGCAAUCUUUUUAUCUGAUUGUCACCUAGAAUUAAUCACUCUGGAACUUCUGAGAAGAUAUCAAAAUGGAAUCUAUCUGCAACUAUAUUUUCUCUCUGCCCAUUUGUCUUUUAAGUUCUAUUUCUGUGGUGGAUAAAGUCCACUCACCAGUUUGUUUCGCAUGUUGUUGUUGUUGUUGCUGUUUUUCAGGUUUAUGUUAGAAAAUGUUUUGGUCCACACCAGCAUUUUACCUAUGUUACAAUGGAUCGGGACAUUAGCCGGGCAGUUCACAUUUGUAGCACUUCAGUAUUCACAUACAGGAAGAGACCAUUUAAACAGCAUCAACAUUUGGCACUUAAGCACAGAUUAAUACCAAAAAAAAGAGGUAUUAAUAAUACAGUACUAUACUGUGUUAUUUAUUCUAAUGCUCUGUACAAAAUAAACAUCAUCUGUAUCAGCAAAAAGAAUGGAAGAUGCUCACAGAUGGGCACCUUACAAUGUGUUUUUAUUAACCUGACAUGUUAAUUCUUAAACUAUAGGAACCUUUUAAUCUAUUUAGACUAUAGCUGCAUGAAAUCUAAGUUGAAAUGAGGGUCAGUGGAACAUAGUGAAACAUUAUUAAAGCUGUCCAAAGUGUUCUGAGAAUAUGGUUAUUAUCAGAGCAGCUAUGCACUCUGUUUUCAUAUUGUGAACCUGAGGUUAUAGUCAGAGUGAAUGUAGAAAUGUGGAAGUCCAUAAGAUGUGCAGAAGGAUAUUUUGUGCCUUAUUUCUUACAGAGUUCUCUGUCUUACACAAUACUCAAAGAUUUUAAUGGGGUUUAAUGGGUUAUCAGCAUUGUUAACCAUACAAAUGCUAUUAACAAUAUAUAGAAACUAUUGCUUGCAUAUAUGUAAACUGAUGAUUUCCUUAUUAUUUCCAUCCAUUAAGGCUACAUGGCAAGAGAUUCCCAGUUUGCCUAUAAAAAUUUUUAAUAGGUAGCCUUUCAUUAAAUGGUGGAACUCAAUAGUGUGGUGUCAUAUAUAAUAUGUCUCAUGCACAAAUCUGUUAGGCAAUUUAUAGCAUCUUUUGUGCUAGGCUAAGAAGCAGUAAUCAAAAUGCCACAAAUUUUCAAACAUCCAUUUCCUUUCCAGUGAAAGAUGUAAUCCUGCAUAGUUUUAUUUAAGAGGUCAGAAUGCUAGUGCCUACAGUGACUUCUCCUGCACAAAUUUCCGAAUGUUUACAUUCACACAAAUCUUCUGAAGUAUAUUUAAAAAAAGGUUCUUUAAAUUUGUUUGUGUAUUUUUUGUGUGCUUUUGUCUCUGUGACAUAUAUGCCUGUAUAAAUACAUAUAAAUCUAUGUUCAUACGUUAUAAACCUAAAUACAGUCUUCUGACAGUGCUCUGUGGUAGAGCCUAAGAGCAUGGUAUGGAAUGAGACUUGGUUGAAUUUUACUUAAAACAUUUCAUCCUCAAACUGUAUCAGAAAUAAUAGUAAAUGUGUGACAAUGCUCUCUGAGAA